Anastrepha obliqua is the source of this 3515-nucleotide messenger RNA. It is a transcript of the gene wcy, whose product is annotated as WW domain-containing adapter protein with coiled-coil homolog. The coding region runs from base 745 to 3369 and encodes 874 amino acids. Gene Ontology annotation, cellular component: nucleus. Gene Ontology annotation, molecular function: RNA polymerase II complex binding; chromatin binding. NCBI's taxonomy places the organism in Eukaryota, Metazoa, Arthropoda, Insecta, Diptera, Tephritidae. Gene Ontology annotation, biological process: positive regulation of TORC1 signaling; regulation of autophagy. The record is from RefSeq and is a predicted model, not a curated record. The transcript has 15 exons.
ACACAUACAAGACCAAUUAGAAAAACCAAGUGUCAUAUCAAUAGGAAAAGCAAGCAGCGUAGAAAAAAUAAAUUUCAGGCCAAAUUUUAUUAAAAAUUUCCUGAGCAAAAAUCUGCAAAAAAGUAUUAAAAUAUAAAGAAAUUUGUAAGUGUGGAUUGGGUCGCCUUAUAUAGAGUAAAUAGCGAAUAAAAUUGUAAAAUACCGCUCGAUAAACGGAAGCGAGGGCAGGCACGUUCGAACGGAGCCGUAUUGAAAGUUUCGCUUUUUUACCGACGACGAAGUUCGAGUCGACGACGUUUCUCCCAGAAAAAGUGAAUUCUGAGGAAUACGAGGAAGUUUUGAAAGCUCAAGGGGUUGGGUUUCAAUUGGAAUUGCCAAGAAAACUUGGUGAAAAUUUUGGUUGAAACUGACCAAGAUAGCGGCAAAUUGUUAACUUGCGCAAAAGAGUCCUACAUAUUUGUGGAAGUCGGGUGCAGCGGCACAACGAAGACGAACCAAAAAAAUUGGGCGAAAACUUUGCAUUGAUGGUAAUGCAUGCUAGAAAACCACAACGUGUGAACGAUGGAACUAAUGAUGGACAUCUGACUCCGGGAAUUUCUAAUUGUACAUGGUUGAAGAAUACAUAUAUGUAUCUGUUCUGCCACUGCUGUUGCUGUUACUUCUACAACUGCUGCACCUCUCCAUCAAAAAUCGGCGUUGACGUUGCCAGUGCUUAGCUUUAGUCUUUGCUACAUAUUUCCUCAUAUGCGCUACUUUGAGAAGCAUCAGUCGCAUUCGUAUCAGAGUUCCAAGUAUAGUUCAAAACGCGAUUAUGAACGCGAUCGGUCAUCUAACUAUCGCGAUCGCGAUCUGUCACCAGCUGUUGGUACUGCGUUGAACAAUGUUUCGCAAAGACUAUCGCAAACUGCUAUGAAUAAUGGUAAUAGCGCAUCGUAUCGUUCACAAUCUCCUGAAAUAGAUUCGCCAUCGUCAAGAGGACACGGUUCGCACGAUAUACGCGAUCGCGAUCAUCGCGGCAGUGACCGUUUCAGUUAUAUGCAGAAAAUGAGGGAUCGAGAUCGCGAUGUCUACAAAAAGGAGAAAUAUUCAACAGAUAAACGCGACAGACGCGGUGGUGGCAGUGGUGGUGGUAAUGAUCGUGAUUCUGAAUCACAUCGCACCAAUCAUGACAGGCUGGAUCGGCGCGGCGGUGGCAGUGGUGGGGGAAGCGGAGCAAAACUUUGUUCUUCCAGUAGUGGGGACAAACGUUCUGGAUCGACAGAUCGUGAUCGAGAUCGUGACCGUGAUCGCGGAGAUUUGAGAGAUAGCAAACGUGAUCGUGGCUCUGAACGUGAUCGUGAUAGAGAACGCGAUCGCGAUAGAGAUCGUGAUAGAGAUCGAAGUGAUCGCGGUGGUGGUGGCGGCGGUGGCGAUCGUGAACGUGAUCGUGGAGGUGGUGGAGGAGGCAGUGGUGGCGGUGAACGUAGUGAUCGGGGGGAACGUGUGGCUCGUUGUGGCGAUUGGAGUGAGCAUGUCAGUUCAUCGGGAAAAAUGUAUUAUUAUAAUUGCAAAACUGAAGUUUCACAAUGGGAAAAACCAAAGGAAUGGAUGGAACGAGAACGAACUCUGGCACGUGAUCAGCAUAGAGAAAAGGAUUACCGGGACAAAGAUCGUGACAGAGAUCGUGACGAUCGCUUUUGCAGAUCUGCUUACGCGAAACAUUCCAGUUCACGGGGAAAUUCACGACUGAGGUGGAAUUAUGAAAAUGAUACAGGACCGCCAAGCCAUCGAAGACGUUUGGAUGGUCGCAUCGCCGAAAACCCUGACAUGGACAUUAGUCCAGGUGACUCCACGCCAACGUCGGAGGCUAACUACCCGCUAACCGGUGCGGCUUCAGUUCAUGGUCUGGUGAAUGCGCAGCAUAAUGACCUAUCAUCAAUUCCAACAUCUACUGUAGGCCUGCCGAAUGCAUUACCACGUCUAGCAUCGCAUCCCAAUGCCAGUACUGUUAUGUCAUCCUCCUCCUCCGCGUCCGCUUCUGCUGCAGCGGCCAAUGCAGCAGCUGCAUCAAUGCAUUUUUCCGCGUCAUCUGCGUCGGGGCAUGGCACAGGCGUUGUAGUGGGCGGAGCAACAAUGUUGCCUGCCACCGGGCUCGCCUCCGUGCCAUCGAGUGCGGGCGUACCAGUGAUGGUUGCAGGUGUUUUACAGACACAAAACAGUAGUAAUCAUCGAAAAAUGGAUCCAGUGGCAAUGCUGCAACAGCAGGCGCAUCUAGCGUCGACUACAUCGCCAAAUUCAACGUUAACGAAUCAGGUGGAUCAUCACAUGAAUUCAAAUGCUCCCGGGCCGCCAAAGUUGGGCACAAAGGAGCAACAGGAAAUGAUGUUGAAUUCGCAACAGAAGGCGGCAUUGUUAAUGCGGCAACAGCAACAGCAUCAACAGGCGGCGUUGCAUCAUCAUCAUACACUGUCACAACAUGGCGUUAGUGGCAACGAGGCGGUACAUAUGAUGUGCAAUGCCGGCACUUCCAUUGAUGGCACCAAUCACGCGCUGAAUACGACCUCAUCAGCGGUGAUAGUACUGAGGGAUAAUUCAGUGAACUCGCCACACUACAAUCUAGGUCAUUCACAUGGCAUGUCGCCGAUGGGCUACAAUACAAAAAGUCCUAUAACUAGUGUUGGUGGCAGCGGCGGUGUUGUUCCUGUAUCCGGUCACAACAAUAAUGUGGGCGGGGGCAGCGGCGUUAAUAUGGGUGCCGGCUUAAAUGCUGGUGCAUACGCCGUCUGUAACACACCGUACGGUUUAAAGACUGUCGAGGGCAACAGUGGCAAUGUCAUGAAUUCGAUUGGCAGCAACAACAACAGUGGCCUCUGUACCUCAUCUAGUUUAGUGAAUGUCAGCGUAAAUGCUGGCGGUAGUGGAGUUAUUGGUAUUCUGCCUGGUGAGGGACCGCCGACGCCUACACAAGAAAUGGACCUAAAUGUCGCUGCGAUGGAACAGCAACAGAGAAAGAUGGAAAAUACUUCAUCCGCGUCGUUGAGCACAUUGCAGAGUUGUGUGGCGUCAUCUGUGCAGGCGGGCCGUUCACAAGGCCCAGAAAUUUCACCGAAAUUAGCAAAGUAUUUUAGGGCUGAUUUAAUUACACAUGUCACCAAUUGGCAAGCAGAUAUUUUGGAGAAACAGGCGCAAAAAUGUUCUGAAGAAACACAUUUGUACGGAGAUUUACAGUGUACCAAAGUGUCGGCAGAGUUGAAAUGUGCUAGAAGCUUAGUUAGAAUAACUGAAAUCAACGCAACACUACAAGAACAAAAAAUAAUGUAUCUUCGCCAGCAAAUUCGUCGAAUAGAAGAAUCAAAAUCACAAAACUCAUUUAUGUCUGACGAUCUUUAGCCAAUAUCAAAUUUGUAUUAAGAAGAGGAAUUAUUGCUAAAAUUCACAUAACCACAUUCAUAUGGAGGAAUUCUCAUCCAUGCAGCCACGCUCCCAUACGAUAAACAAGAAUAAACAAAUACAAAAAACAAAAAAAAAAACAACAA